Messenger RNA from Cetraspora pellucida, 257 nucleotides. Lineage: Eukaryota; Fungi; Glomeromycota; Glomeromycetes; Diversisporales; Gigasporaceae. The record is from the annotation of a GenBank genome assembly.
AAACAGCAGUAAACCAAGUAAAAGCAACAACCAAGCCGAUAAAAACUGGGCCAGUAACAUAGAACAAGAAGAAAAAUCAGUUGGUAAAGGCAAACAAAAAGCUACUUCUUCUACAAACAUGGUCACAGAACAAGAUGGACCAAACACUAAUGUACCAAAUCCUAAUUACCUAAAAGAAAAUGACUCAAUCAAUACUAUAGAUGAUCAGGACUUAACCUUUAAGGAAAACAUAACUAGUAUCCCUAUUUCAAAACAUG